Zalophus californianus (California sea lion) is the source of this 1426-nucleotide messenger RNA. RefSeq lists its product as uncharacterized. NCBI's taxonomy places the organism in Eukaryota, Metazoa, Chordata, Mammalia, Carnivora, Otariidae. Bases 758 to 1132 code for a protein of 124 amino acids. The record is from RefSeq and is a predicted model, not a curated record. The transcript has a single exon.
UUGGGGCUUCCUGGCGGGCACGGAGCCCGCCUUGCGUGCCGACCCGAACGAGUAAUUCGGCGAGGAAUCUCGGAUUCCGCCGAGCUCCUGACACACCGCGCCCUCCGCCAACUUUAGCCGAGAGGGUGAUGCCCUCAACUUAACGUCAAAAAGUUUCCAUCUCCGCUGCUGUAAAGCAAACCCCACGGGCGGCGGAGGGAAAGAGAAGAGGAACGCCGGCGAGGAAUCGGUCUCGCCCCGCGGACCCCUCUCGGUUUCCUUAGCAGGCGCGGCGCCUGCUCGGCGCUUUCCAAGCCUGGCCUCUCCGUCGUGGGGGUCUCAGGCCCUGCCCGUCGUGCGCAGAAGGGCUGCGGAGGGCCCGCCUCCGGCAGGGAGACCCGGGAAGGGGCCCUCACUGCGCCCGGACUGCCGGGAACCCGGCGCGCUCUGACGCCCGGGGCGCGCGGGAGGCGAGCUGCGUUGCCGGGCGAUUGACCCCGGCGACCUGGCGCCUACUGCCGAACUCGGAGCGGGUGGUGGCUGUGCGUAAGGGGGCGGUGAGCGGCAGGACCCGCUGAGGCCGAAGAGGGCGAGGGCCAACGCUUGGGAGGUUAGGUUAUCUGUUGACGUACGGACACCAUUUUUUUGAAGGCAGGAUGGUGACGUUCUAACCAGUAGCAGGGACUUGCUGCCUCGCGGGUCUCGAAGGGGCCCGCAGAGCGCGUCUGCCCGAAGGCUCAGGGGUGAGCGCGCCGGCUGUCCCGGCGCCUCUCACGCUAUGCCGCGUGCAAGCAAGGAAGCGCGCGUCGUGACGACAGGCGAUGAGAUCAGUCUGAAUUACCACAGCGUCGGGGCUGGGGAGUGCAGCCUGUCACGCAGCCGCUGCCGGGCCCCGGCGCCGGCUCUGCCCUGGUGGCCGUGGCUGCGGCCGCCCCGCGCGCAGGCUCCGGCAGAGGGAGCUGGGGGUGAAUCAGCCCCUUCCCGGCGGUCGCCGGGGGAGCGUCGCAACUCUCAAGGGGGUGGGGAGCCCGAGAAGAAAACCGUGCAAAAUGCAACUUGCACAGUUCGGGGACUGGAUCCUAUGAGCAAACCCGGUUGGCACACUAAAAAUUACUUCUGUGAAUCAGUGUCUUACACUGUGCCCAGUAGGUAACUGUCUAAAAACCACUGUAACACGGAACUCAAGGGUCAUUAAAAUGUGCCUUUAAUUUGUUUAUAUUACUUCGUUUAACGGGCACGGCUUGCACAUGCAUGCAUGAAAUUUAUACAGUCAAGUCUGGAGGCAUGGUUUGGCAAGAGGAACGAUUGCGAAUUCAGUUAGGAUACAAACAGUAAGAUUACUUAAAAGGACAAAUGAACUGAAAAAAAAUUCAGACCAUGACACAAGGAAGCCAUUACAUUCAUCUUUUCAUGGUCUUGAACAUCUUGUACCAACUCAACUAUAAUA